Molecule: messenger RNA, 4472 nt
Organism: Spodoptera exigua (beet armyworm)
Lineage: Eukaryota; Metazoa; Arthropoda; Insecta; Lepidoptera; Noctuidae
Source: the annotation of a GenBank genome assembly
CUUUAUUACGUUAAAGUUACUCAAAAUAUAAAGUAAUUUAUAAAGUUAUUUUAUCAUUUUGAAAAUUAUACUCGAUUUGACUUUGACAGUAUGACACGUCUUUUUUUCUUCGCAAGGUUGUCAACUUGCGUCGUGUUGGAAAAAUUUUACGUCGCUAUGUUCAGUCCAGUCAGAUCUCGAAAUAAAUAAAUUGAAUAUGGCUGAAGUCGAAGGACAUAAACAUCGAGAAACUGAUUACCAUGAGGGAGAAGGUAAAUUAUGUUAUGAUAUUUAUGGUUAGAGCGCGUGGUUAGUGAGUACCGCGGACGUCAGUGCGAAUCGGCUGCGUCGCCGAGCUACGUUACCCUCGUGUUACCUUUGUGACAUUGAAAUUGGGUUCUUUUUAUAAUUGCUGCGUGGAUUUGUGGUGCUGGGCCGCCAGGAGCGGAGUGUGCCGCCCGCCUGACGCGUUGAGUGGUACCGUUGGACGGACUGUAGUGAACAUGACCGGGGGCGCGGACAGGAGCCUCCACUCAGUAACAGAGAAGCCGACCCCGGCGCCUCGCAGCGGGCCGCACGGCGUGCAGGUGGUGAACACCGGCGCCGACCACACCUUCACCCUCGACGAGGACGUGCUCAAGGAGCUCCUGCUGCAGGAUGACAUCAAGGACCGGCCGGUCGUCGUACUGUCCGUCGCCGGCGCCUUCCGCAAGGGCAAGUCCUUCCUGCUCGACUUCUUCUUGCGUUAUUUGAAUCACAAGUAUGGGUCAGACGGCGGCAUGGACUGGCUGGGCGGCGACGAGGAGCCGCUGCGGGGCUUCAACUGGCGCGGCGGCUCCGAGCGCGACACCACCGGUAUACUCAUGUGGUCAGAGAUCUUCAAGGCCACGCUCGACAACGGAGAGAAGGUAGCGAUAAUCCUCCUGGACACUCAAGGUGCUUUCGACAGUGAGUCCACGGUGCGGGACUGCGCCACGAUCUUUGCGCUGUCCACCAUGGUGUCCUCCGUCCUCAUAUACAACCUCUCGCAGAAUAUUCAGGAGGACGACCUUCAGCAUUUACAGUUAUUCACGGAGUAUGGGCGACUCGCACUAGAAGACAGCGGGCGCACGCCCUUCCAAAGGCUACAGUUCCUGGUGAGGGACUGGAGCUUCCCCUACGAGGCGCCCUACGGGGCUGAGGGGGGGCGCGCCAUACUGCAGCGACGACUCAAGGUCUCGUCGAACCAGCACCCGGAGCUACAAUCCCUGCGCAAGCACAUAACGUCGUGCUUCUCCGAGAUAGCGUGCUUCCUCAUGCCGCAUCCCGGGAUCCGCGUCGCCACCAGCCAGGACUUCGAUGGCAGAGUUAAAGACAUCGAGAUGGAGUUCAAAUGCUCGCUGCAGCAGUUGGUGCCGAUGUUGCUGGCCCCGCAGAACUUGGUGCCGAAGCUCAUCAACGGGCAGAAGGUGCGCGCCAAGGACCUGCUCCAGUACUUCAAGUCCUACAUGAACAUUUACAAGGGAAACGAACUGCCCGAGCCUAAGAGCAUGCUUGUGGCCACAGCCGAAGCCAACAACUUAACAGCGGUAGCGGAGGCAAAGGAACUGUACACGAAGCUGAUGGAGGAGGUGUGCGGCGGGGCGAAGCCCUACCUGCAGACACAACUGCUGGAGGCCGAGCACUCACGUAUCAAGGACAAGGCGCUACACUCCUUCCACUCCAAACGCAAGAUGGGCGGCGACGAGUUUAGUCAGAGCUACUUCACCCAGUUAAUACAGGAUUUAGACGAGCAAUUUAACCAGUUCCGGGCGCAGAACGAGUCGAAGAAUAUAUUCAAGGCGGCGCGCACGCCGUCCGUGUUCUGUGCGCUGGCGCUCGUGUUCUACGUGCUCAGCGGAGUCUUCGGCCUCGUCGGGCUCUAUCCGCUCGCCAACCUCGCCAACCUCACCAUGGGCAUCGCACUGCUCACUCUAGUACUCUGGGCAUACAUCCGGUACAGCGGAGAGAUGCGCGAGAUUGGUGUCACAAUAGACGACAUCGCGAACCUACUGUGGGAGAACUUCAUGAAGCCGACGUACCAGGCGUGCAUCGAGAAGGGCAUGGAGCACGCGGCGGCGGCGGCGGCGGAGCGCGCGCUGGGGGGGGUGGGGGGCGCGGCGCCCGCACACAACGGGAAGCACAAGCUGUUGUGAUGGCGGCGCGGGCCUCCGCACUGCCGCCCGCCCGGCCCACUACUAGAUAAAUUUAAAGUAGCCUUUAUUUAGUGUACCGACCCACAAGGUCACAGCGAGUCCGACUGCUCACAUAUAGACACUGCACGCCCAUUUCAAACAAAUUCUUUUGUCUUGACAUCCCAAGAAUUUUACCUUAUUUUCGUCGAGACGUCUUUCUCGCUAUUGUAAUCAACUUCUCUUGAAAUAAUGUGGCUUUAAAGAAACUACAAACCACAGCAUACCUACAAGUGUUUACUCAUUACCCAAAAUCGAGCCAAUAGGAAAUGUUGUACAUACAAUUUCUAGACCAGUCGGACUCUAGUCACUAUGAUCGAAGAAUGUUCUAGUAACAGAAGUUUAGCCAGUAGGCCAUUAACGUGACCUGGUAUUGUGAAUAUGGUUAAGGGAACUUAGUUAAGAGCUGGACUAACUUAACUAGUUGUGGUGCGUUGACUAAAUUAGUUGACGCGUCUCGUACUGGGAGAAGGAUGAAAUAUGAUAAUAUUUGGCCAUCGGAUAAAUUAUUUUUGUACUUGUCAUAGCUCUCUUUGUUUUACUUCGCUGGUGAUUUGAGCGCUUGUAUCUAGUUCUAGUUGGGUAUUAAUCUAUGUAUUAGCCACUAUUAAUGCCCAUAAAGGUCCAGUUGUUGCGCAAACUACGCAAACUAAAAGUUCUUGCGCAAAGUAAAACUUUCCAUUACAGUAAAUUAUCUUAUUUCAUCCCGAUCUGUCUCGAUGAUUUAUAAAUAAAUUGUCGAAGUGACGAUUCUUAUGUUAUCAUGAUUUUAAACAACGAAAUGUUGAGCUUAAUUAAAUCCGCUGUAAGUAUAUUCUGUCCUAGUAUUUAUAUUCUGUGCUCAAUUUGUCUUAAUGCCAUCAUUUAAUGUUCCCGUGUCGUUAUUUAAAAUCAUGAAAGUCGUUGCGAAUUUAAAGUUUUAUUGUUGACGAACAGUGUUGUCUGUCAUUCAUGACACAUUUGUCUAACAUCAUUGUACGUUAUGCGAAACGUUUAUUUGUUUUAAUUAUUUCCUAAGUAAUGGCAAUAUUGCUCCCGGAUCCAGUGGGUAACCUACACGGAAAAUAUAACAAAAAAAUGUCACUGUAAUGUACGGAUAGAGAACCCUACGAUUGCCACAUGAAACAUUUGUGAUAAGUCUACGAAAUAUUUGAGAAAUAAGCAAAAUAUGAUAAAUUUUGCAUUUAUUCUAUUCGACAAGGUCCAAGUCACGGCGAGUGGCCGCGCGCGGUGCUCGCGGCGACGCUUCUUAUGGUUUAUACUAUUUACAAAGGAGGUAUAUAUAGGUUAUAUAAAGCAAUAAGGUAACAUAACAAAUUUAAUAGUAACAGUAACAGAGUAAUAAUCUUGUGUAAUUAUAGUAUCUAUGUAAAUGAUGCACAAAACAGGUUUUAUUUUGUCACGUUAGUCUCGAAGUAUACUCGUACACUCGUUGCCCUGCACUGUAUAAAGAAUCAUGUACUUAAACCUGACUAUGUAACAUUUUUUUUUGUUAUACAACCGGGUGUCCGAAAUUAUUGUACAGUAGUCAAUCAUGUUGCUAUAUUCUAUAUUUUAUUUUUGCAUUUUCGUUUUCUUUUUUUUUAAAUAAGUGUUUGUGUGUUCAAAAUUUUAGUCGAUUAUGCUCAAAAUUAGGGAUCCUUCAUUGUUUUACGUAGAUGGGUGAGGCGCACUGUUUAUUAUGUAAGUCCUUAUGCACUUUGACCUUGGUUAAACUAAGCUGUAAGGUGGAAUGUACAAAGCCAGCAUAUCAACACGUUUUUAAUCGCUGUCCACUGAGCUACUGUCGUCAAAGUGUGAGCCAGUGACACGGAACAGUGCGCCGCCCGCUGUAUAGCUAGUGUCGACUGUAAGUUAGCAACCCUGCAUAGAACCCUGCCUACUGCCAGCCCGUCUCUCUAUAUUUACUUCGUUUACUUCAGUCGAAUCUCGCAGGCCGCGCACCCCGAUCACAUACAGUAAACCCCACACGUUGCUAACUUACACACACUCGAGUAGUAUAUAACAAAAUGUAAAUAAACGUUUUAUAGUAAAAUAGUAACAUAUCGUGAAAUUUUUUAUAAAUAAAUGAUAUAGCAUGUGCCAAUCGAAAUUCAUUGAAAAUGAAUGUUGUUUCAGUUUAUUUGGCAUGGGAUAAUAAAUAGUUCGUUGAGAGUUGAUAGUUUAUUUUGUUGAUAACCUUACGUACGAUGGCGGUUGUGAUGGUUAUAUUGUGUUUGCGACCGCACGAGGGGAGUUUCAUGUAAAUAUUUGUUUUAAUACAAUAAAGUUGACUAAAAAAUG